Molecule: messenger RNA, 5766 nt
Organism: Pogona vitticeps (central bearded dragon)
Lineage: Eukaryota; Metazoa; Chordata; Lepidosauria; Squamata; Agamidae
Source: RefSeq, a predicted model, not a curated record
GCAGCGAUGGCAAGGAGAGGUAAGACGGCGGUGAGGACGCUGGAAGAUCUGACCCUGGACUCGGGGUAUGGUGGUGCCGCAGACUCCGUCCGGUCCUCCAACUUGUCGCUGUGCUGCUCCGAUUCCCCCCACGCCGCUUACCCCUAUGGAGGAAACGGCUGGCCGCAUCUAGCUGACUCGAUGCACAGUCGACACAACAGCUUUGACACCGUCAACACUGUCCUGGUGGAAGACUCCGAAGUGCUGGACUGCUCCGGGCAGCAUUGCUCCAGGCUGUUGCCUGACCUUGAGGAGGUACCCUGGAGCCUGGACGAGGUGGAGGCUCUCUUCCUCCUCCUCCAGCACCCUCGCCAGCUCCAGCAGCGCCGCCCUCCCAAAGAUGCCUUGGCCAGGCUUUCCACUUUGGUCAGCCGGGCGCUCAUCCGGCUGGCCCGGGAGGCUCAGCGGCUGAGCCUGCGCUUCGCCAAAUGCACCAAGUACGAGAUCCAGAGUGCCAUGGAAAUCGUCCUGGGCUGGAGCCUGGCUUCCAGCUGCACGGCGGCCGCCCUCAGCGCCCUCUCCCUCUACAACAUGAGCAGCGGCGGCGGCGGCGACCGCUUCAGCCGCGGCAAGUCCGCCCGCUGCGGCCUCACCUUCUCGGUGGGCAAGUUCUACCGCUGGAUGGUGGACAGCCGGGUGGCCGUGCGCAUCCACGAGCACGCGGCCAUCUACCUGACCGCCUGCCUGGAGAACCUCUUUCGGGAGAUCUACGCCAGAGUCCNNNUGGCCCCCACCGGCCCGGCCCACCACGAAGCGCCAAAGUUUACGCUCGAGUCUCUGGAGCAGACCGUCAGCAACGACUCGGAGCUGUGGGGGCUGCUGCAGCCCUACCAGCACCUCAUCUGCGGGAAAAACGCCAGCGGUGUUCCAUGCCUGCCAGAAAGUCUGAGUCUUCAUAAAGAUCCACAAAGGUCAAAUAAGCCAGGGGAGGUCCAGAUGUUUAGCCAAUCUGAGUUACGAACCAUAGAACAAUCUUUGCUUGCAACGCGGGUAGGAAGCAUUGCAGAACUCAGUGACCUGGUGUCUCGAGCAAUGCAUCACCUGCAGCCGCUCACUGCGAAGCAACAUAGCAACAGCACUCCCCUGCAUCACAAGCUGGGGUCACUCUACUGGGAACCAGAAGCUUUGUACACACUCUGCUAUUUUAUGCACUGCCCCCAGAUGGAAUGGGAGAACCCAAAUGUGGAGCCUUCCAAAGUCACGCUCCAGACAGAAAGGCCUUUCAUAGUGCUGCCACCUCUGAUGGAAUGGAUAAGAGUAGCUCUGGCUCAUGCAGGGCAUCGUCGCAGUUUCUCUGUGGAUAGUGAUGAUGUACGGCAAGCAGCUAGGCUUUUGCUACCAGGAGUUGACUGUGAACCUCGGCAGUUAAAAAUUGAUGACUGCUUCUGGGCUUCUCGGAAACUGGAUGCAGUAGCCACAGAAGCAAAGUUCAAGCAGGACCUGGGGUUCCGAAUGUUGACCUGUGGCCGAACAGAUUUGGUCAAACAGGCCAUUUCGUUGCUGGGGCCUGAUGGAAUUAACAGCAUGAGUGAACAGGGCAUGACUCCACUGAUGUAUGCUUGUGUGAGGGGAGAUGAGGCCAUGGUCCAGAUGCUGCUGGAUGCUGGAGCAGAUCUAAAUGCUGAGGUUGUCAGUACUCCUCAUAAAUAUCCAUCUGUCCACCCCGAGACCCGCCAUUGGACCGCUCUGACAUUUGCUGUGUUGCAUGGACAUAUUCCUGUAGUCCAGCUGUUGUUGGAUGCAGGAGCCAAAGUAGAAGGUUCUUUGGAAUAUGGUGAGGAAAACUAUUCGGAAACUCCUCUGCAACUGGCAGCUGCUGCUGGGAAUUUUGAAUUGGUUAGUCUCCUUUUGGAGCGAGGUGCUGAUCCCAUGAUUGGAACCAUGUAUAGGAAUGGAAUUUCCAUGACUCCACAAGGUGAUAUGAACUCUUUCAGCCAGGCUGCUGCACAUGGACACAGAAAUGUAUUUCGUAAGCUGCUUGCUCAGCCAGAGAAGGAGAAAAGUGAUAUUCUGUCCCUGGAGGAGAUACUGGCUGAGGGAACGGAGUUGGCAGACAGUACUCCAGCGCCGUUAUGUGCCAGCCGCAACAGCAAGGCCAGACUUAAAGCUCUGAAGGAAGCUAUGUAUCACAGCGCUGAACACGGAUAUGUGGAUGUAACCAUUGACAUCAGGAGCAUAGGUGUCCCGUGGACUCUCCAUACAUGGCUAGAGUCCUUAAGAACUGCUUUUCAACAGCACAGAAGACCUCUCAUCCAGUGCUUGCUGAAAGAAUUUAAAUCCAUUCAGGAAGAAGAAUACACUGAAGAACUGGUCACACAAGGAUUGCCUUUGAUGAUCGAGAUCUUGAAGGCAAGCAAGAACGAAGUUAUCAGUCAACAGCUGGCUGCCAUUUUCACUCAUUGCUAUGGACCCUAUCCUAUUCCCAAACUUGUUGAAAUCAAACGCAAGCAGACAUCUCGCUUAGAUCCCCAUUUCCUUAACAAUAAGGAAAUGUCAGAUGUUACAUUUCUUGUGGAAGGAAGACCAUUUUAUGCACACAGAGUAUUACUAUAUACUGCAUCCCAAAGGUUUAAAGCUCUUUUGUCCAGCAAACCUACAUCUGACAGCACUUUUAUUGAAAUCAGCUACGUGAAGUAUCACAUUUUCCAGCUUAUUAUGCAGUAUCUCUACUAUGGAGGUGCAGAGUCACUUCUCAUUAAAAAUAAUGAAAUAAUGGAGCUUCUAUCUGCAGCUAAAUUUUUCCAGCUUGAAGCACUGCAGCGACACUGUGAGAUCAUCUGUGCAAAAAGUAUCAACACAGAAAAUUGUGUGGAUAUUUAUAAUCAUGCCAAGUUUCUUGGAGUCACAGAACUGGCUUCUUAUUGUGAGGGUUACUUUCUUAAAAACAUGAUGGUUCUAAUUGAAAAUGAAGCUUUUAAACAGCUGCUGUAUGACAAGAACGGAGACUCGUCCGGCCCAAAUGUACUACAAGAUUUACAGAGGACGUUGGCAACACGCAUCCAGUCCAUUCAUUUGUCAUCUUCAAAAGGCUCCAUUGUAUAAAGUUCAGGAAGGGUGUGGAGUUUUGAGGAAAAAAAGGCACUGCAAGGGAAAUGUUGCUGUUGCAGAUACACAACUUUCUUUUUCCUACCGGAGUAUUACACUGCAGUUUUGGGCCAAAGGUGCUGUCACUUACUUGAAUCUUCUCUUGUGCAAGAGGGUGUGGUACAUGUGACUCCUAUGCAUUUUUGGAAUUGCAAGGAUGUAUUGCUGUCAUGUGAACUGCUGCUGUUCAGGUUCUGAACGGACACGUGGUCUUGCGGUGAUUGCCAACGAAGGGUGGGCCAUGCACCCUGGUAAAGAGCAGAAACCCCAAAUAGAGCAAGGAUGCCAUGGAACAAUUAUUUGACAAAACCAACACAUCAGGUUGUUUUUGUUACACAGUGACAUAAACUUCUUCCUCUUCUUCUUCUUCUUCUUUUUUUUGUGAGACUUGUACUUUUCCUACUGCAUUGUCCAUUGUAUGUGCACUUAAGAAACACAUGACCUGGUAGCUGCUCUUUAGUAAGAGUCAAAGAAGCGGUAAGACUGUUAUAAAUGAAUAUAUAUGUGUAUAUAUAAAUAUACAUAUAUAUGUGUGUAUAUAUAUAGGCAGAUUUCUAGUGGUGGGAACUUCUUUUCUUUUCUUUUUCUUUUUUUGUUUACUAAAAAAGACUGGGUGGCCUUGUAGUCAAAUUCCUCCUCCUUAAAUUCCAAAUGUUGUUUUCAGCAGAAAUAUAUUGGAGAAUGUAAGCAACACGUUAAGUUCGGGAUUUGUUUUUGCUUUAGGGUUUGUUUUUAAUAUGGUAAAAUGUACACUAUGUAAGCAUUCAUCUGAAAAUGAUCCUGCUCAUAUUCUUCUUUACUUAAAAGUGGUAUAAUCCUGCCUGGAUGGCUAUGGUUACACCAAAGAGGUGCAAUUAUCAAGGACUCAGUAGUUUUGGUUUGGGAAAAGUCUGCAUGCUAAUUGUGAUUUGGAGUUUAAAACAGCAAUGCAAUUUGACAUGCAUUUGCAUGGUAAUGGUACCUGUGAACUGUUAUGUUUGUGCUUAAUUUUUCCAAGGGAAAAAAAGAUGAUGCAAUGUUAGUUCUUCGUCAAGCUCCAUUUGUGAAGUUGUAUUUCAGGGUUUUAUCUUCUGAGUGCACAAGUUCCCACAAAGAAAAGUUUUAAAGACAAUGAUUUCUAAUUAUUAUAUGAGAGGGGUCAAUCUGGGGUCUUUAUUCAAGGGAAAUGUUAGUAUUUUGCUACUAGGCAAAGGCUAUGAUGAAGAUGAUUUAUUUUAAUUAUAUAUUGAAUAUGUACUAUAGAGUGAUUUCUUGCUGUGAAUUGAGAAUGAGUGGGUUAUCUACUUACAAGGGCCUGUAACAGGUCUUGAGUUAUUUAGUGACAUAUUUUAAACAAACUGUUAAGUGCCACACUAAUUCUUGACCACUCACAUUUGAUCAGUUUUGCAAGGACUAAUGCAAAGACUGGUUCCAGCAGAAUCUUUAUCAUUCUGUUUGUUCUUUGGCAGAACUGUGUGAAUUGAUUAGCCUGCGCCCUCAGAAAAAUUAUGGCUGGUUCAUAAACUUUAGAAAUGUUCGUAGUAAUAGUGCAAGGUAGAUCCUGGGUCUUUUUACAAAGGUGCUAACUCACAUUUACAGGUUUUUGAAAUUUCUUUAGGAAUUCAGUUUUUAUAUUAGACAACAAGAGAACAAGAGGCUGUUGUGUGGUUCUGAACUUCAAAUCCUCUUAGUCAUUUUAAGAUCACUUAUACAACACUGCAAAAUUGCCUAACGUUCCUUUAAGGGACAGCUUGGUGACUAAAUAAUGAAGUAACACGCCUCCCUCUCUAAUUCCUGGAACCAGUCCAGGACAUUUUGCUGUCUGAGACAGAGGACAGAAUAGUACUCUUCUCUAUUGUUUGUACAAAAGCUGACUGGGCUGGCAGUUGAAUUUUCCUUAAACACACUGGCAGUACAGUAGUGUUCUCCAUCACAGCCAAGGGGAACAACCUAGCUUAGAGGGUGCAGUGUUGGUUAUGGAGCACAUGGCGCUCCAAGAAAGACAAACGGCUAGAAGGUAGAUGCAGAGUUGACAGAUAUGGGGCUGCUGCCAUCCACCCGAAUCUGCCACUUAAGGCAGUUGCCCUACUUCACCCAGUGGUAGGGCCAGCCGUUGCAAUCGGUGACUUGCCCUUUUGUACACAUUGCAGUACUGAGGGGCAGGGAAGCUGACCAAUGUUAUUAAGGUUCCUUGGGGUGCUUCCAUUAGCAUUUGCAGUGUUUUCUCAGGUGUUAGAAAAUAGAAGGACAAUAACACUGGGUGGUUGUAGUAAGCUGCCAAUGGCAUUUGAAAGCCUUGUGUGCAUUAACUGCCAAGUUGUCCAAUAGUAAUGGCAAACAAUGCAGCAAGAAAAAGAUUUACGGGUAGUUUCACAAGUGACAACAGGAGUCACUAGAAUGUAUCAUGUGCAAACUUUGUUGACAUGGGAUAGAUAACAGGUGUUCAAAAAAACCUGAGUAAACAUUUUGUGACAUUAUUUGUGUGCAAAUUUGAAAAGACAAAAGUAUUCUAAAUUACAAUUUCUGAAAACUGUUGAAAGCGAACUUUUUACUGGAGCUGGCCUUUGGGAAUCAAGGAUGGGAGAGAAAGAUAAAGCCCAUAGGCCAUGAUUGGGCACAAGGUAAAUCAGGGUGUAUUGGUGGACCUCUAGAUGAUUUGCAGUA